UUUACGGUCGCCUCGGAGUUGGAGAAACCGCUCUGGUCCUCGUUUGCUUUAGGAUUACGCCGAAUGAGUUGGCUAUAAACAACCCGAAUUACAUAACAGCGCGUAAUUUACUCAGUGCACUUGUAGUUGACGGACGUGUUAAUUUCCAAAGGAGUCGUAUAUUUAUUUUUAUUUGAAUAGAAUAGCGGGAUACUAUUUUCCUGACAAGGUGACAAGUGCACAAGGAUAAGUGUCUUAGGAGGGUAAAUAAGAUCUUCCAACAUGUCAGUGGUCGGCAUUGAUGUGGGUUUCCUAAACUGCUACAUUGCCGUUGCCAGGAGCGGUGGCAUUGAGACCAUCGCCAACGAAUACAGUGACAGAUGCACGCCGGCCUGUGUGUCUUUUGCCACCAAAAACCGCAUCAUUGGAAAUGCAGCCAAGAGUCAAAUGAUAACAAACUUCAAAAAUACAGUCCAUGGCUUCAAAAGAUUCCAUGGCAGAGCAUUCGACGACCCCUUUGUGCAAGCAGAAAAAAACAAACUACCUUACCGUUUGGAUAAACUGGCUGAUGGAACCACUGGAAUUAAGGUGCGUUAUUUGGAUGAGGACAAAGUGUUCACAGUGCAGCAGAUCACGGGGAUGCUACUCAGCAAACUGAAGGAGACAUCAGAGGGCGCCCUGAAGAAACCCGUGGUGGACUGCGUGGUGUCUGUCCCCUGCUUCUUUACAGAUGCUGAGCGACGGUCCGUGUUGGAUGCUACGCAAAUAGCCGGGCUCAAUUGUUUACGGCUGAUAAAUGACACCACUGCAGUGGCGUUAGCCUAUGGGAUCUACAAACAGGACCUUCCCACUCCAGAGGAGAAGCCUCGCAAUGUUGUGUUUGUGGACAUGGGACAUUCAUCUUACCAGGUCGCAAUCACAUCCUUCAACAAAGGCAGACUCAAGGUCCUCGCCACGGCGUUCGACCCCUACCUGGGCGGGCGUAAUUUUGACGAGGCCUUGGUGAAUUACUUCUGCGAGGAGUUCAAAGUCAAAUACAAGCUGCAAGUGCGAGACAACCCGAGGGCUGUGCUGCGUCUGUAUCAGGAGUGUGAGAAGCUCAAGAAGCUGAUGAGUGCCAACUCCUCAGACCUGCCCCUUAACAUCGAGUGCUUCAUGAAUGAUAUCGAUGUUUCCAGCAGGAUGAACAGGGGCCAUUUUGAAGAAAUGUGUGCACAGUAUUUAAUGCGUGUCGAGCUGCCGCUGAAGGACGCUCUCGAACAAUCAAACCUAAACCGCGACGACAUCUACUCUGUGGAGAUAAUCGGAGGCGCGACGAGAAUGCCGUCCGUCAAAGACCGGAUCGGCAAAUUCUUUGGCAAAGAUGUCAGCACCACGCUCAACGCUGAUGAGGCUGUCGCCAGAGGUUCUGCUCUUCAGUGUGCAAUCUUGUCUCCAGCGUUUAAAGUGCGUGAGUUCUCCAUCACUGAUGCUGUUCCCUUCGCCAUUACUCUUCGCUGGAAAUCAUCAACAGAGGAUGGACUCGGAGCGUGUGAGGUUUUCAGUAAGAAUCAUCCGGCCCCUUUUUCCAAAGUCAUCACCUUCCAUAAGAAGGAGCCUUUUGAACUUGAAGCCUUUUACAGCUGCCCUCACGAGCUUCCAUAUCCAGAUUAUAGGAUAGGAUGCUUUUCAGUCCAGAAUGUGGUGCCCCAGCCGGAUGGAGAAAGCUCCAAAGUGAAGGUCAAGGUGCGCUUUAAUGUUCAUGGAAUCUUCAGUGUGGCUGGUGCCUCCUUGAUUGAGAAACAGAAAGGAGAAGGGGAGGACAUGCUGAUCGACGUAGACCCGCAUGUGCAAAAUGAAGGCAAAGUCGAGGAGCAGACCAAAAUGCAGGUUGACCAAGAAGUCCAAAGUCAAGGGGACCAGCCGAAUGAAGAUAACACUUGUGCUAAUAAGGGGGGUGCCGGUGGUGCAGGGGACACGCAGGAUCCAGCAGCAGUAGCAGGGAGCAAAACCAAAAUGAAGGUGAAGAGUGCUGACUUGCCCGUUGUGGCCAGAAAUAUCAGACAACUCGACAGCCAAGUGCUGUCUAAUUUUGUCCAAUUUGAGCGUCAGAUGAUCGUGCAAGACAAACAGGUAAAAGAAGCGAAUGAUGCUAAAAACGCUGUGGAGGAAUAUGUUUAUGAGCUCCGAAACAAAAUCUGUGGCAUCUAUGAAAAGUACAUCACACAUGAAGAUAGCAACAAGUUGACAUUGCUUCUGGAGGACACUGCAAACUGGUUAUAUGAGGAAGGGGAGGACCAAUCCAAAGACGUUUAUGUGGAAAAGCUGGAUGCACUCAAGAGUCUGGGUCAACCUAUUCAAGACCGGCAUAGAGAGCACGAGGAGCGGCCAAAGGCUUUUGAGGAGCUUGGCAAGAGACUACAAUUUUACAUGAAGUUUGUGGACGCUUACAAACAGAAGGAUGAGCGUUAUCUCCAUUUGGCUGCAGAAGAUGUCAACACCGUUGAGAAGUGCUUGAAUGAAAGCAUGGUGUGGAUGAAUAGUCAGAUCAAUGUGCAGAGUAAGCUGGCCGUCACUCAAGAUCCCGUUGUGAAAGUAGCAGAUGUCAUUGCCAAAAUACAGGAGGUGCAAGAUGUGUGCACCACAGUGAUCAACAAGUCCAAGCCCCCGGUGGAGGAGACGCACGAGGUGAUCGACCAAAACAACGACCCGACAGCCAAGCAAGGCCCAGAUGGGGCGGGGGACGCCAAGGGAAGUCAACACACAAAACAUACGACAAAGGAGAUGGAAGUGGACUAAGAAAAUUCUCUGACAUCUCCACGUCCAUCACUAUGACGACCAUCAGCGACCAAGUAGACAGUAGGGAUAUCGUUACAGUACCUGGGACCACUUUUCAAUCCUCGCCAUCCACACAGGUGGAUUUAGUGGAUUUGUUCAUCUCCAUAAUUUCAGUUUGCACUCUUCUGUCCAUCCUCAUGUGUGACUUUGGUGUGCUUCUGCUCUCAAAAGCUUUUGAUUAUUAAGCAAACCAUGCAAUAGAUUGAAAUGUUUGACCUUUUGCUUAAAGGAAGCAUUUGCCUUUUGUGCCCUCUAUUGUAGAGUGUGACCCCUGAGAGAGACCCAAAGAACUACAGUAGCCAACAGUUGUCACCAAUUUGUUAGUUUGUAUGCAGUAGUGUUGAUUCUACAAGAUAUAUUUGUAUGUAACACAUUUGGGAGUUAAAUUCUAUUUUAAUAUUUAAUAUAAGCCAUCAUAUUUAAGGUAUAGAAGAACACAUUCCCUAUGGUAUCAUGAGCUGAUUUAUAGACUUUGUAGGAGGUGAUGCAAAUCAACUUCUUAUGCACACCGAUUUUUCAUGUUGAUUUUCUUGUAAGUUUGCAUUUAGGAUUUAAGUUGAAAAAAAUAAACAUUAAGUAAAAACAAGA
Messenger RNA from Syngnathus typhle (broad-nosed pipefish), 3384 nucleotides. RefSeq names its product heat shock protein 4 like (gene hspa4l). Bases 262 to 2757 code for a protein of 831 amino acids. Gene Ontology annotation, biological process: protein folding. Gene Ontology annotation, molecular function: ATP-dependent protein folding chaperone; ATP binding. The transcript has 19 exons. The record is from RefSeq and is a predicted model, not a curated record. Lineage: Eukaryota; Metazoa; Chordata; Actinopteri; Syngnathiformes; Syngnathidae. Gene Ontology annotation, cellular component: cytosol; nucleus.